Molecule: messenger RNA, 28880 nt
Organism: Porites lobata
Lineage: Eukaryota; Metazoa; Cnidaria; Anthozoa; Scleractinia; Poritidae
Source: the annotation of a GenBank genome assembly
GUUCUGUUAAUUGUCUACCUUAAAUGUGACUGGUGAGUGGGUUGGUUUAUUUUUCUUAAUUAAAGCCUGUUCAGGGACCGACCAUUUGACUUUUGAGGCGGGGGUAACGGUGAUUUCAGAAAAAAAAUAUCCUGGAGACUGAUUAAUCUUGCAAGGAAAUACCUGGCAUACAAUGAGGCGGGGGUAAGGGUGAUUUCAGAAAAAAUAUCCUGGAGACUGAUUAAUCUUGCAAGGAAAUACCUGGCAUACAAUGAAUCGGGGGUAAGGGUGAUUUCAGAAAAAAAUAUCCUGUAGACUGAUUAAUCUUGCAAGGAAAUACCUGGCCUACAAUGGCUUUGUACCCCCCACUCAAAAGUCAAAUGGUCGGCCCUUAAGCAUUUGGUUUGGAUUGCUACUCUUUUUGGUUGGCUUAUAAGUCUCGCGCCACUUGCUUAACCAAUCAUUAAAAAACAAGAAUUUUCCUCCCUUUGUGCCGACGACAUGAAUUUACCUCGCAAUCUGAUUGGUUGAUUUAAAGUGCCCGCUCGUGUUCUGAUUGGAUGGCUAGCCCUCCAUACGUAUUUUCCCGCGCUUGGCCGCUCAGCGUCGGCUAUGAGUAUUUCUUAGGACUGCGUCUGAUGGUGGAUCAUUUUUUCCGGAAAAUUUCCAUCUCAACUGUCGCGUUCCAUUUACAUUUCAACCGAAAUUUUUAAGGGACCCAUGAGAUAGUCGGUGUCGUAAAAUUCAUGAAACGGUUUUUCGACCACAGAAAUUAUCAUUUUGUUUUCCGCUAAGUUGCUAAUGAUCAGAACGAUGUAUACGUCCCAAGUGCAAGGUAAAGAGUGAAAAUAAGCGAGUGAACUGGAUAUUUCCUCGGACGUGUUGUUAACUAACGUCAGCUUAACCCCAAAUCUCAAACGGUAAGCUUGUCAGGCUUCUUUAGAUGCAAUCAGUGUGUGUGUAACAUUAAAGAGCGCGUCAUUGCUCUUAGCCCGUCCAGUGUCUUCGUCAGACGUUCACAAUACGUGGAAACAAAAAAGGUAUUGUCUGGUCGGUUUCUUUCAAACGGUUAUUGGGGAUUUGUUGACGCCCUGUUUUUUUUGUACGGAUUUGUUGACGCCCUGUUUUUAUAUAUGCCCGGCAAACGUAUUUGAUAGAAACUGUGUAAAAUGUAUUGUAUCAUUAAUAGACAUUGGUCAAAAACGUUUAUUUGAAUGUGAGAGAUUCAACGAUUUUACAUGAAUAUCAGCUUGCAUGAGCUCUGAAAAGCAGACUGGAUAAUAGUUAGCAUUUUUUUAAUAAAUUUCAGAAACAAGAAGUUUCCAUUUAAAAGGUCUUUUAGCAUUUUGACCAAGUCUUUGCGGGCUUUAACGACCACGUUCUUAACAGUAGUCAAAAAGUUUGUUUUGACGUUCAACAAUUUUCAUGAAUAUCGUUUUUGCCAAAGCAGUUAGUAAAAAUAGCAUUGACCAGCUUGUAGCCAAAAGAAAUAGUGAGAACAAAGGAAAGGAGAAGCAAAAACUGAGAUAAGCAAAAAGAAAUAAUGAGAACAAAAGCCACGAGAAGCAAUAGAGUCAAGCUCUCUUCUCUUCUUAUAAUAAUGCACCUGAUAAACUGCGGGACCGAACAUGAUCAUUUCAGCAAAAAACGUUCUAGUCACAUUGUAAGAAAUUCUUAAUAAUCUACAGUGAAAGCUAGAGUUUCUUUGUCAUACUUUCAAGAAAAGGAGUAUGCCUUAAAAAUUCCAUGCUAAAGCUGCGUGUGCCUCACCUCCUUCUCAAAAUUAGCCUGCGAGCAAGCUCUCCUAUUUGGGCAAGCGAAGCGAGCCUCGCGGGAACGCACGUGCGAGGGGCCGAGGAAAGGAGAGCUUGCAUCCUCCGCCCCUCGCGGCUUCGCCGCUCGCUCGCGCGUUCUCGCGAGACCUGUUUCACUCGCCCAAACAGGAGAGCUUGCUCGCAGGGUAUCUCAAAAUUAGAAGAACACUGACCAGCUAACAAGAAUGAGGACGAUUAACUUGUAGAAUCAAGGACUUGUUACACCAAAAAGCCCGAUUUUCUGGCCACUACUUUAGACAAAGGAAACAAAACUAUUCAAAACUUUUGUUGCAACUACUUUAACUAACCGUGCGUUUGUUUCUGGUGCAAAAAUACUCGUUUUUUAUUUCGGCCAAUUUUUUUUUCCGUUCCAUCACUGUAACGAAGCGCUGAAGAGUUUAAAAUUUUGUGUUUCUAAAUUUAGAAAUUAACGUCUUGUUUAAUCUCGGACCGCCAUGUCCAUUAUAAUGCGAGUAAUCCUAGUUAUCAUGCAAAUUGCAAUUUGCAUUGUUAGCAAGAACUGCAAUUUCCUUGCGAUGGUAUUGUUUUCAUCGAAAUGAAAAUGCAAAAGACUGCGCUACGUGCUUUUCAAAUGUGGUGGAAGCGAAACGAGAGCGACUAGAUUCUCUUAACGAUUCCAAAGAAUGAAUUCUAAACAGUUUUUUGUCACUCUUUUUAUCAUAACAAGCGCCUGUGAAGUGAAUACCAUUUCCAUCAAAUGCCAGGUAGGUCGAUCGUGUUCAACGAAUUUCAGCACCAUACUGGUAGUGAUUUGUUUAUCAUCACCACGCUUAAGAACCAGGCCGAGAAACUAAGCAUGCUUACAUGAGUUCCUUACGAUUUUAAACCCCACGGAGUUUCUUCACAUUCACACUAUGUUAUUAUGAAAAAACUUUGAUCGCUCGAUCUACAUAGGAGCGCAAUGACAUCGCUAAUUUGUUUACAUAGCACUUGACAGAGGGGUUCAUAUCUUUUUACCAAAUAAAGGAUCUACCACUUCAGUCUUACUUGGAGAAAGAAAAAGAUUUAUUCAAUUUUCAUCACUUUUGACUUAUUCAACAAACACUAAUACAUUCAAUAAUUACAUGAUCGCUGUACAUACAAAGAACGAAAUGUUUAGGGUAGAAGAACAUGGCGGAUAAUUACAUGUUGGUGGGUAGUCACACGCGAAAUCCUUUUAUAUAUUUUUCAUUGCGUCAGCAUUCUACAAGAUUCAUUAGGUUUAGCUGUAAACCAUUAAAUUAAACCAAAACGCAAUUUUCUACUGUUUGGAAAACGAUCACUUUUUACGAAUUGAGAAAUUACGAAAAUUUUCAGCGUGAGGUAUUUUUAAUGAACUGACACCAUGACAAUUCCAGUUCGGGUUAAAGCAACGUAGACUAUACCUCGGGUAGCUUAGGGCGAGAAAGUAAUACUGUUUGGGUCUUUUGAUAUUCAUUUUUUGUCAAAGCAAGGUCAAACGGUUUAAUCAACUUUUUGACGAAUUUUUCAAAUUCCAACUGGCAGUGCUUUAUAUAUAGUUCUGUAAACGCUUCAAUUCCAGACGAGUCCUCUUUCAUUUUCGGUUACUUCGCUCUUAUAAUUGGUUUAAACCUGAUAAUUUCUCCCCCAUAAAAACGCGUUACGGCGAUAUUCCAAACCACUCAUUUUACUGUGGGAGUGCGCCUCAUGAAAGGGAAAAUCUGUAACUAUGAACUGCAUCAUUACUUAGUAGCCGAAUCAUGACGAAUCAUUCCUAUAUCUCAACAAUAUUUGUACUGACAUCUUAACAAAUGCAAGGAAAUAAAAAUCUUUUUGGGGUCAAAAUGUUUUCAGUAAAAAGAAAGGCAGACAAACAGCAAAAGAAAGUCUUGAUUUGUAAAUCAGCCUAUUUUGGGCCGUUGUGUUCAGCAUCAGUAUCUGGAAGUGUCAUAGUGGCGAUGGAGCUUGCAAUUGAAUUCACUCGGAACAGUCUUUUCUGUUCUUAUAUAGCAGAGUUAUGGGACGAAGUAUCCUUUCAGGGCAGACUUGUGCAAUGUCGUGAAUCCGUCACUAAACACUGAGCUAGUGUAAAUUGACUCCUCUCUGUCCGAUGAAAUGAAAAUUUUAGUUCCUUUUGGAUGAGUCGUCGGUGGCCUAAUGAAAAGCGGUAUUGUCCUUUAUUUAUGAAAUUUAAUUAACGUAGUGGCUUAAUAGCGGAUUCAAACUGAUGAGAGAAAUGGUUGAAUGCAGCCAAGAGACAAUUUGUCGCAGCUGAACUGUUUGCAGUGAAGGUCUUUAAGUGGAAAACAUUAAAGUUGAAAACUAAAACAGAGUGAAAGAACGUACUGUCUCUCCGAGCAGAAAUCUUUCUUCGUCUUCUGUUCUCCAACAGUACAACGCACUUUAGAAGGAAGAGAAAUCUAACUUCGGAAAGCUCAGAAAAAUUUCCGAACUCCACAGAUAAGAUUGAACUCACGACUCUCCGAGUUCUAGAUCGGACGCUGUAACCACUGAGCUACCGGGAGGCUCUAUGGGAACCUCUUGAAAAUACGGCGAAGCUCACUUUACGAACACUUAUAAAUUUGCUGCCCGAUAAAUGUUCCGCCUUUGCGAGUGUACCCCAUCCGCGAUAUAGCACUUUAUACCUUACAUACGAGGGUGCAUGUUUACAACUGUUGCCUAGAUUUCAUAACCUGUCGCCGCGGAUGUACCAUUUUCUCGUUAUAUUUGGCCAGGAGCAGCUUCAUUGGCUGUGGUUGACUUGGUUAUGAAAACUUUCGUAAGGCAAAAUUCCGCAACUAGCUUCUGUUUGAGACCGUUUCACCAUUUUGGAGCAGACAAGACAAUGAAUAAUGAAAUAAGGUCCCAAAACGAUCGAAGUCUCAACUAACCUAUUAGUGAGUUUUAUUUCUUGGCCGUUUUACGCCAGUAAACUCUAUAAACUGAAAUCCACUUUCAUCCUUUCUUACCUUACCAUGCAUAAUUUUUACGUUUAGCUAUAUAGUAUGGUUUGAUCGUUGAAAGUAACUUCGUCUCUAUUGCUGUUUAGUGAAUGACUUUAAAUUAGUACUACCCUCAGCCAAUCAAAACUAAAACUAUUGUCUUCCCGCGCUUGGAACAGGCUCCUUGCUUUUGCUUUGAGAUCUCAUUGGCUCGUUUUAUUUUGCCGGCAGAGGGUUGGCCAAUGUAAUUACUUUGGUUUUUGGUGCAGUAUUUUGGUUCUUGAUACUCAUUUGCACAGUUGACCAACUUAUUUGUGUAUUUUGAUUGGCAGGUGAAGGAUGCUACUCGAGGAGUAGAGUGGGCCGCAGUGCCCGGAGCUGAGUGUAUGUUAUUGUCCAGUGCUGGGGUCUUUUUAAGAACAGCUAAAAGCCUGACAAACUUCUACGGUGUGGCUAUCAUAGAAGAUGUUCAACCUGGUUACUACCAGGUAGGCGCACAAACAGAACCUACAGUGUAUUGAGAAUGGGCCUCUUUGACCUAAUUCGCUUCAUUAGCUUCACCUAUCACAUAAUAGAGAGGUUAAGCAUCACCUUUACGUCACACGGCAAACGCGAAUUUGUACCACGUGACCAAGUUUCCCCUUUACUUCCAGGUUGUCGUUUACUGCUCAUUAUUUCUAGACAAUAAAUUAGUAGUUUCACAAAAUUUUUUAUCCAUAAGAACUAUUCGGAGCUGUUUUUAUCUGCUCGUUUUCUAUUUUUAAAAAUUCUCAACUUGAAUCUAACGUUUGCCGUAUACGUGAAGCGUAAUCUUUCUAACACAAAAAAUGAAGGAUUAUAGAUAUAUAUACAAAAGAAACAAAUAAGAAUAAAUUCGUAAUUAGGCAGGAUGCCACAACAGCAGUAAGCCAAUUACAGUGGUCUUUAGAGAUCACCGAGCGCGUGUGCUGAUGAAGAAUGGAAAUAGCAGGGCUGUGCUCAAGCAAAGCCCAGUGGCCCCUAGCGCCCAACUUUCGCACUCAUGCAACUCGAAAAACUUAUAGUUUUUUCAUGCUAAUCAUGUGCUGGGCACCCUGGAUUUUACAGGCUCAGAGCACACGGAUUUCUGAAAUUUUUUUAGAGCACAGCCUUGGUCAAAUAGUUCCCAUUAUUAUUUUAACCGGCUUAGUUUAUCCUGUUUCCUCAGGUACACUGUAUCGUAUCGUUCAAACUUAAAGCUUUUUUUGCCCGUUUUUCCUAGGUUCGAACAUCCAGGAUCGGUUAUUACACGUUAAAUGAAGACUUAAAGAUCCCAACCACAACAGAAAAACACAUUAUGAUCCAUCAGGACAUGGUGAUAUCUCCACGUUUGUCUCUUCGAGGGACAGAUGAUAUGUACCGUAUAGUGCUCACCUGGGGUCGCCAGCCAAAGGACCUGGACUCUUAUCUUAUAACGCCCUGGCCCGGCAGUUCAGAUGAUCCUGACUGUGAGUCUGGAAUGGUAGGUCUUGUGGUUGCCUAGUCCCAAGCCCUCUUUAUUGCGCGCGGCCGAUGCAAUUCGGGUGACGUGGUCCGAGCGAGUUUUUUGUCUCAGAUAAUUCACCGAAAUGCAUUGAGCGAGAAGGCCUGGAAAGACACCGCACAGGAACUAGGGAAGGUCUUGUGGUACGUUCGAUUGGGAAAUGUGGAUCGCGGAUUAAGAUUUUGAAAUCUGGAAUUCGGAUUUUGCAAUAAGACGCAAAAUUCGAUAACGGAUUUUAACUUCGAGAAAUCCUUCCUUAAGGUAAGGAAUCCAUAUCCUGAAUGCGUGGAUUUCCUUUCUUUCCGUUUUAUUGGGAAAUCCGAAAAAGGAUUUGCGAAACUGUUCUCUCUUAAUUAUGCGUGCACGUGCGAGACCGCUGUUAAGUGUUCUUGAGAAUUGUUUUUCUUAUCCUUUUUCGGAUUUCCCAAUAAAACGGAAUCCAAGGACAGAUUUCUGGGUGUUGAAAUCCGUUUUUGGAUCUCGCGUUUUAUUGCAAAUCCAAAAUCCGGAUUUCAAAAUCUUAAUCUCAAUCCCAAUCGAAAGCGCCCUUGAUAUUCAUACUUGUUCGCAGUUCCUGUUGCGGAAUUAGAUACCGUAGUUUUCACUUUAGUAGUUUUCACAAGCAAAAUCACCAAAUUUUCGAAAGUAAUCUAGCUUGACUCAUUAGUUAGAGCAAAAGCAGUUGGAAAAGACCAAAACACGUCGAAUUUUAGCAUUUCUAUCAAUCAAAAACAAAAGUAACUUGCCUUGAAAACUGUCCAAAUCCUUCGCUGACAAAAUGCAGCAAGGAAGAAGCCAAAAAAUUGUAGGCAGUUUUGGACCCCUUUUCCAAGUCCACAGGAAGUUAAAAUAAGUGUGGUCCAACUUUGAGACUCACAAGAACGCCACAAAAUUAGGAAUUACCCUGGGAGUACGUGGAAAUAGCGGCCGAAGGCAAAAAACAUACUGUAAACGUCCCCCCCCCUUUUGUAAGCCCUCCUAAAUUAAAAACCGCUUACAAAGUUGUAUAAGCCCAGUGCUUAUAACAGAGGUUACGGUUUUACGAUUAGAAUAACACUGAUGUGAUAUUGAAUUUCUUGGCAUGGGCCAACCUCGUUCUCAGUAAGAGAGAGGGUAUGAGAAGGAGGCUGGAUAUGGGAAAAGAGAAAGCUUUGGUUGCAAUUAUAUGCUAGUUGGUUGGGAUUUCAGCUAGGCGUGGGUUGCAGUUUCUCCUACCCUAGGUACCAGAGGUUUUCUCAAGCGUGCGGCGAUCGUGUGCGGCGGAGAUGUUUCGGGUCGGCCACGUCUUCGGAGGAGGGCCGACGCCACGAGCGGGUCACUAUAAAGACUUGACAGUAAAACCCCGAACGCCGAUAUAAAACGUCUCAGGUACCCAGGGUAAAUUUCUCCGAGAGUGACAGCAGCAUAUAGAGCCGCAUUCUGCGGUUAAUGGCACAAGUGUCCAGCACGCAUUUGGAUUCUAAAAUACCUCAUUACAUGACUCUGAUCAAAAUUUCAAUGUACACAGGUUUAUUAUGACGGCAAGCGGUGCCAACAAGGUUCUCAGAUCAUAGACCUUGAUGUGGAUGCCACAGAUAUGUACGGACCAGAGACCAUAACCAUGAGAGGACUUCAGUCGGAAACAUUCGCUUAUUACGUGCAUAUUUACACUAACGAUAUCUGCUGGAAUAAGAUAUCAGCUAAUGUCAAGAUUUAUCAGGCGUCCACGGGAGGUCUACUACAUAGCAUCCAACAACCGGACUGCAGUGAGAGUAAGUCAUUUUUCUUUGUUAGUCAGAGAGACUCUUUAAAAUUACCCGGGGGGCUACUCUUGGGAAUUCUUGGCGGGGGUGUGCCGCCCGAUUCUCCAAAUCCUAACCCUAUUUCAGACCAAAACCUGUCAUUUUUCACACCCGUUCCCGGACCUAGCCCCAAAAAACCACACCCGUUUUCAGACCUGGCUUCCAAGAAAUUACGUCAUCAUUACUUAGAUUAGAACAGCAUCAAAAAAGAUUUCUUAACAUCCAUUUCGAAUUCCCACAUUCCUCUUUCUUUCUUACCGAUUCGAGACCUAAAUGGGCAAAGUGGUUACCCGUUUUCCUACCAAAGGGCGCAAAAGCGCUACCCUUUGGGGCAGCACAUACCUCCAUGGCUUAUAUGAGGGAUUACCCCCCCGCCCUGGGUAAAAUUAACUACAGUCCCCUUUUUGAUCCUCAACCGAGGUUUUUUUUCCCUCUCUUUUGCAGACGGCCUUGGUUAUGACAGUUCCAAUUGCUCACGUUUCUGGCAUGUGUUUGACUUCGAUGCCUCUACAGCUAAAUUCAAAAUCUACCAAAACAGACUAAUGAGUACUGUGCCUACCCUCCCUGUCAAAAGUAUUGUUAACCCUAACUGUAGCUGUACAAUCAAGCAUGAGAUAUCCAGUAAUGACGUCAUUAGCUCAGCUGAGAAGAUUUCGACCACGGCAAAGAAUCUGAUGGUUGACAAGCUAUGUGUGAAUGAAAUGAAAAACAUUUACGAUAAUGCCAGUAAGUGUGUUUAAUUUUUUUUUGGUGUAAAUGCUAAUUAUGGACGAAUAGAUCGUUCCCUAACAAGGAAUUAGCCUGACAGCAGGCUUUUUUUUCGUGUCUUAAUUAUCCAUUACGAAACGUUUGAUACUCUAAUAAAGAGAAUUGGUCCUCUCUUUAUGUUGGAAGUUAAGAUCAUUGCGAACAUGGAUAUGAACGUGGAUGUGAAACAGAACAUCCUUAACUAAUAUUGCAUUCUCAGUUAAAAAAAUGUGGCUCAUUUUCUGCAAGUUAUAUAUUUGUGGCCACAAGCAACAACAGCAACAACAACAAUCUUUAUUUCUGAGUUUACAACAUGUACUCAUCUUCUGCAAAUUAGCCAUUUCCGAGUUCCCAAAACUCUUACUUUCAAAAGGAGGCUAAGUGCAAAACCUUUCUUGCGAAAAUGAAUUUUAUUUGCAUGAGAAUAAAAAAAUCAUUCUAUAUCGAAGGCUGAGCACUGAACCUCGUUUUGAUACAGAGGCCCGGGGAAACUCGGAAAUGGCCUAAUAGACUACUUUACGGUAAGGACUUAGUUUCCUAGCCUUUGAGUGGACGUGAAGCUGAGGUUGACCUUGUUUUGGUACAAACCUCUUUCCUUUUCUUAUGGAAAUUAUACUUGAAAAUAGGCAGUUAGCACAAGGAAAACCUGAUUUAUAUGAUAAAGCAGAAAGGGUUGUAUCAAAACAAGGUCAACUCCAGUCUCGUUUUCACCUGUAACUGUAAAAUGGGCUAUUCGUGGCCACUAUUCCAGGCUAUUCCAGUCUCCUAGCUAAGCCAAUGGGAGCGCGAAAGGUGAUGGUAAGGAGGAUAGCGGAGAAACUCUCCCUUUGCUCCUUUCGGUCACCAGGCCUCUCGCGUUCCUUUCUCCUUUUGCGAUCCAAAUAGAGACGCCUGGGGACGAGUCAGCUAACGGUGCACUUGAAAGUCCGACCAUCUUGUUUCAGCACACGUGAAGAAGGCUAGCACGAUACCAACUGAUUAGACGACAUUUUGUUUUUCAUGUAGCUAAAAAGAACAUCAGGUUGAACCCUUCAGAUCUUGUAGACAAGUUAGCCAAGUUUAUCAGCGGUCGCAUUGAAGAGAAGAGGCAACUUGGGAUGAAGCUUAAGAGCGUGAUCGAGAAAGAUUAUGAAGAGUACAAGACUGUGAAUGAGCACAGGAUUACCAACCUGAAGGAGAUUGCACCUAAACAGUGCUGUCGCUAUGACGGCCACACCCGUUAUUCCACUGAAUUUCAACGAUGGGUCAAUACGAGAUCGGUAAUUUCUUACUCAAUGCAUUAUUCAGUAUUGCCCUUGCCAAUGAUAGUGUCGUCAACUGAGGGGAAAAAAUACUGACCUUUUGCCAAAUUCUUCUAUCUUUUUUUUAGAGCUGCUGGUCUUGGCCAAGUGAAAUUAAGGAGGUGGGUUAUGGCUGUUAUUGUUGUUUUUUUGUUUGUAUUUAACAGAAAGAUUCCAUUUACUUUUGUACAUUGUUAUAACCGUCCAGUCUUUUCAAAUGUACAGCUUGUAAGCGGAUCUUAGCACGGGUAUUAAAAAGCACCAAAUUCAUGAAUUAUUAAGGAGAUAUAAGGCUAAAAAGCCGAAAAAUCCAUUUCAGUCAAUAGUAAUUUACACACACUGAAAAGUACUUAAGCCCUUACUAAUAUAAGAUCCACCUUUCCUAUACAGUAAUAAGCCAGACAUAACUUCAACUUUAUUUCAUAAGACUAUUGGUUACAAUAGACUGGCCCGCAAAAUAGCAAUUGCUAAUCUAGGCGGACCAGUUAAAAGAAAAAUAAAUUGAAAGGAAAAGAAAGGAAAGGAAAAGGAAAGAAAAACUACAAUUUGAAGUUACAAUAAAUAAUAUUCUAUCACAGUUUUAUUUUAAUUACAUUAAAUCUGAACAAGCAAACAAACAAAUACUUUAAUACAGAAAUCACUAAACUAUUAAUCGAACUUUUUCAACGAAAAUUCUUCGGAAAUUUUCUGGAGUUUUUCUUUCAAUUCAGCUAUCUCAUUUCGUAAAGAUUGAUUUUCCUUCCUCAGCUUUUCAUUCCCGGUCAUAAUUGGCAGGAGAAAAGACGCAAAUUCUAAUCUUAGCUCGGAGAGCUCUUAAACACACGUCCGACCAGUACAAGCACCGCACCAGUCUCCCUUGACAGCAGGACUCAAUCCCCUUCUAAAUUUAAAAAAAUAACUAAAUAUAUAAAUAAACAAACGUGGUUCAUCUAUGAUGUAAAAACGUAUGCGUUAACCAGUUUGAUUGGGGUUUUUAGAUCCCUGACGAGCUUGUAUCCGCGUACGACUGGACCAGCUCGCUGGAGACACAAAUGAUGGAAAAUCUUCAUUCUGGGUCACAAAAGGUAUUGCUGUGCAACGUGCAACUUUCACUUAGCUUUCUUUCUUUUGGAGUGAGAUUGAAUGGGCGUCCUGUGGCUUUUCUCUCUAUAAUGUUAACCAAUAAGAUAGAUCCAUCCGGCUGUAUACUAUGACGUAGCCUGCGAACGCAGACGUAUUUCCGGUUGUCGCUUCUCUCCACCUGCUUCUCGACGGGAAAUACGUCUCCCUACGCAGGCUAACUAUCACGUAACAUUCCUGAAGUACCCACACUCCGUGGUAAACCUUUCUUUCUCCUGCUCAGGAUAGUAAUAGUUUAUCUUUUCUUUUCUAUGAUUAAAGCUACGAAACGCUUCACACUCUAGAGCUAUUGCAGGAUUUUGGGAAUGUUAUUAAAGUUUAUUAGCUUCAGAACAAAGUUCUGCUCUCUUGUGUUUUUCAGGGACAGCUUAAGUGGCAGUAUUUUGCAGACGAUACAACAGGAUUCUUUCGCAAAUUCCCCGCUGCUUUGGUCGGCUCGUCCCAGUGUGGUACGUUUAAAGUGUCAUAACCUGUGAGCAAGCUCUCCAUUUGGGGAUAUUGUGAAAAGUAGACGCGCGAGAGACACGCGAGAGGAGACACGAAAGAGGGGCCCCUCGCGUCUUCGCCGCCCUCUUGCCCAAAUAGGAGAGCUUGCUCGAAGGCUAGAAGUGUCAUAACUAGGAAUUUGGCCUCAAGUAUAUCGACAUGCAUGUACGAAGAAUAUAACUUUUCUUGUUACUGUAGUUUAACAAAUAGACAACAAUUCCCCAUGGGUCUAUACUCUUACAUACUAAACACUGGAAAUAACUCCAUGAUAUUCAAAACUUAAGUGGAACCAAGAGUCGCAGGCGAUUGGUUUCGUUGCAAAGUUUUGACCUUUUUGACGUCAUUUCUGAGGUAUUAUUUUACAAAUCGACAACAAUUUUUCUUAUCGAUCAUAGAAAUGACGUCAAAAUGUUCAAUACUUUGCAGUGAAACCACGCGAGCCGCAAUUUUUCGGAAAAUCGCUUGCGCAAGGAAGGGGAAAACAAAUUGUGCCACAAGAGCGUCUUUUCCAUGAUCUUUACGUUUUAUCGACCAUAGCCUUCGACCAAUCAGCGCGCGAGAAAUUGCCAAGUUAUUGUAAAAAAGAUUGUACGCCAUGGAAAAAUAUUGUCUAUUUGUUUUUCACAAUAACACUGACAUCUUACCUUGAUACUUUCAAAACUGGGGAAUGAAACAAAAAUCUCAGGGAUUCAGCCCUUUAUGCACAACUUGUAGAAAGGCCUUCUAAUAGCCCUCUCUCUUGUUGAAACAGCGACCAAAGACGAGCGGCUGCAGCCGUGGUACAUAGCAUCUAUUCUUCGACCAAAGAACGUCGUCAUUUUAUUCGACAUUAGUUAUUCCAUGACUGAAGAUAACAAGAUUAUAUUUGCCAGAACCGCCAUUACUCCGGUACUUAAAGGGUUGCUGCCGACAGAUUUUGUGAACGUAAGUCUUUCUUAAGUGCUUUGAAUACAAAAUAAAUCUACCAGAACUAUUAAAAAGAGCUGAACUUCUACAGACAACUGGGAGAUUGUUCAGUAGCUUAUAAGGAUUACCGCCCGUUUUACGGUUAAAUUACGAAAAGGUUGAUAGUCUGCGAGCAAGCUCUAAACUUCGAGUAGCAAACAAUUAGGUAAGCGUGUGGCGAGAGGAAGCGGAAAAAAACGUUUCAAUGAAGACUGGUCAAUCCAGGUUCAAAUUGGAACUCAAGGCCGUUACAUGUUACAUCUUGGACGUAUAUGCGAAUGAAACCUACGACUGUGAAUUAAAGUGUCUUUCUCAGUCACAUGUGAGUUGGUGAUUUAUCCAUUGCUUUGUAGAGAAUUUAGUCUAAGCAUAUACACUUGACUAUUGCUACGUUGGUGAUUACAUUGCGGGUGAAUUUGGUGAGUAAAACAAAUGUAAUUCUUGGUUACAGGUUAUUGCUUUUGCGGAGAGCGCACUUCUCCCGGGAAUGACUCACAGCGGAGUAUCGGACGGAACCUACAGUGGCUGUUUUAAUACGCAGCUUGUGCAAGCCAAUGGGCAGAAUUUACGUGAUUUAAAAAGGUAAAUAAAUCAUAUGUAGUUCUCCUUGCACUUUGAUCAUGUGUUAACUUUAUCUUGUCUUAAUUAUCUUGUCCCCCUAGUUGAAGAACAAUUUUUUUUCAGUUGGCCAAAGCCAUGUAAGGAGUCAUUAAAUUAUUAUUAGUACAAUCAGCUUUACACCCUUUAUCGAUGCAUAUAUGAAGGGUUUACUUACUUACUUACUUCCUUCCUUCCUUCCUUCCUUCCUUCCUUCCUUCCUUACUAACUAGUUCAUCUUAAGGGAGUCAUCCCGCUUACAUGCAAUGCUAUAGAGAAUUAAGUACAAAUAUAAUUAGUCAAUGAGUCAUGAGUGAGUUGUUCGAACCUCUCGGAUUUGCCCUGUAACUGCUUUAAUACUAAAUUCAUACUGUAGAUAUAGUGACAAACCCACACCUAAAUAAAUGCUAGCCACUUCGAGUCACUGCUUAACCACAAUCACUACAGUCGGUGCUUAACCCUAAUUACUAUUUUCAGUGCUUAACCCAGAUCUGACUCAUAACUUGACUCAUGACACCUCGACUCAUUUUACCAAUAAAAUAUUGCUAUUCUGUGUGUGUAUGGUUUGGUUUGCCUAAUAUUUUGUUUAAAAGAGUUUGGUUGUAGUCUAACCAACGUGUUCAAGCGAACGGGUAGAAUUUACGCGAUUUAAAAAGGUAUAGCUUAAUUUGAGGCACCAACUCCAUAAGUUUUAUUUACUAUUUAGGUGUCGCAAACUCAAAAUAACCAACAAAGCAUUUUGUAACAUACUUUUUCUUCCUUUCCUUUUUUUCCUUAAUAAUAAGGUACGUUAUAUUAUUUUGGCAUUCUUUUCUUUUGCUUUACAAUAUUUUAUUUAGUCAUUUAUAUUAGGCCAUUUCCAAAUUCCAAAACUCUCACUUCCAAAACGAGGCUAUUCGCAAAACCUUUCUUGUAAAAACGAGUUUUAGUUACAUGAGAAUAAGAAAAUCAUUGUGUAAUCUCAAAAGCUUCGCUCUUAGCCUUGCCUUUAAACAGAGGCUUGGGGCUACUCGGAAAUGGCCUAUUAUUUUGUAAAACAUUGUAUAAACUAACCUAAUUGUUAUGCAUAUAUUUUGUGUGAGUUAGGUACAUUAAAAUAGACUUGAAUUGAUUUGACUUACCACAGCUUUUCACUGUUCUGCAUUUUCCGUUUAUUUUUUAGAUUUGUGCAGGAUGUACCCCUUGCCUUUACAAAAACUUCCAAUUACUACAACGCAAUUUCCAUGGCCUUGAAAUUACUUACAGACAUUAAAAACAACCGUGACACACACGUAAGUAUAACUUAAGCCAAGAUUACCCUACAUUCGAACCUAUACAGAAUUUGUUAACAUCCUGGACCUUUGGGCCCUGCUUAUCACAGGUGUAAUCUGCCCUCUACACGGUUUCAGUAUACCCAUUAGUUUUCUCAUUUUCAUGGCUGCCCCUUCGCAAAUUUAAUUCUGGCUGUAAAACGUGUUGAUUUAAGAUGUUUUCACGCCAAUCUUUGUCACCAACCAGUUUAAAUUUUCCUCGUUUUGUGCGUUUUAGUUAGUAAUGUUAAAGUUGUUAUCAUUUUUGUUGUUGCAGUUAAUCUUUCUGGCGGGUAGUACAGAUGUUUCAACGGAAGACAUUAGCGCUCUGUUGUCUCGUAGUAACACUACUGUAAGCGUUUAUACGUACAGUUUAAUGGGUGAGUCCGUAAACAGCUCCUCGGAUGCGAGGAAAAAACGAUCUGUUCAAAGACUUAAAGAGAUGGCGCAAACUACCAACGGAAAAUUUGAGGUAAAAUUUGAAAUACAUGGAAGAUAGAAACUUACCUGUGAUCAGGCGUUUCUUCUUCCUGUUUUCUUGGGAGGCGAGGGGUGAAAAGAAAGUAAAUGUAUCAGGCGUUCCUUUUUCCCCCUUUGCCCGUCUACCGAAUUUCGUGCCCCCCACCCCCACCGAAAAAAAAAAAGAAAGGCUGAUCGCAGGCUAGGUGGAAACCGGAGUUUUUUUAAGACAUAGGAAAGUGCUAGCCGGAUUGAUUUAUCCAUCGUUCGUUACGUUACAAUUUUUUUUCACUUCUAUUGUAUCAUACAUGCGCGCUGAUGUUUAGUUGUGUAUCCUUCAGAGCAUUACAGACUAUCGCGAGCUGGCGUUUAGGAUGGGACGGUUUUACAAAAAUAUCAGAAGCCAAAGCACACAAGAUAGAGGGCCUCGUGUAAGUAGUCGAAACGGGAAGGAGACAGGAGCCGAAAUGUGUCCCGCAAUUGUUUCUGGGAUAGUUACUGGGGACGUGCCGGUCAGCUAUUGGACAAUUUUUUUCCCUGCCCGCGGCAACAGUCCCAGAAGCCUUUGCAAAACUUUCCUCGGCCCAGUUCCCUUCUCUAUCGUUUCUUAAGUGGUGAGUUGAUUUGAGCUACCGGCUGUUGAAGACAAUCAAUUGGAUGUAUGACGUAUCCUUGUAGAAGAGUAUUCACGCACCAGUUUUGAAGUGACAGUUGAACUCCCCAUACACUGUAAACUGCUUUCUGUACGCUCUUAAAAACGGUAAACUCCGAGACUCCGAGAGAGUAAAAAAACCUGGUAACUUAUUCUGCUCUAUCUUGAUGAAAUUUGGAAUUUAAGGGUUCAGAAGACUCAUAAUGAUUUUCUGCACUUUUGAGUCCUUCUUCCUCGCUGGAUGAGGAAACUAAACCAAAAAAACAACGGGAGCAUGUUCAUAGCCACAUUAUUUUUUGUCAGCGAACAAUCAUGACGUUUCGGCCAAUUGAGUUUCCCGCGAAAUGACGUCACUAAUAGGAAGGCAGGCUAGUCAACAUGUUUCCAAAAUGGCGGGUCACGAUAAUGAUUUUUUUAAAUAGUUUUUGGAGAGCAGUUUCUUUGAAAUCGGAUUGACCUUGUAGGCUCAUUUAGCUUUUACAAACUAAAUAUGCCGCAUCUUUUGCUUUUGAUUGGAGAAACAAUGAGCCUUCUAGACUGACCUCGUUCUCUAAACGGGAAAAAUAUUUUAUGAGUAUGUGCUAAUAUAAUCCCUAUAUUGCCUCUUCGUCUGGCAAUAUAUUGAGAAGAUAUUGUUGUCAAUACCAUGGUUCUCUCCUUUGUCCGAGGCUUCAGUGUGUCUAGUGUUAUAUAACUACGUCAUUAUUUUUUUUUCAGCUUUCUUAUCCCCAGUUUGCCGAGAGACUGGGAAUGUAUGUGACACUUGGAGUUCCCUGCUAUAGCAAGGAUGAGGUAACAAACACCAUUAUGCACAACAAUAAACCAUAGGAUAGGGAUAUUGUCCUUCUUUUGCAGUCGUCGUGCCUGUCUUGCUUACGUUUUGGAUUAAUUUACAUAUUUUUCUUUGCUGUUUUUUGAGUGAGUGAUUUACAUGAAAUGUCUGUCAGACAGACAGACAGCCAGCUAGCCAGUCAGUCAGUCAGUCAGUCAGUCAGUCAGCCAGCCAGCCAGCCAGCCAACCAGUCAGUCCGCCAGUCCAUCCGUCCCUCAGUCCCUCCAUCAGUCAGUCAGUCGGUCAGUCAGUCAUUCAAUCCGCCCGUCAGUCAGUCAGUCCAUCCGUCCGUCAGUCCAUCCAUCAGUCAGUCAGUCAGUCUGUCAGUCAGAUAGCCUUAACGAAAACAUCAUUUCGUAGAUCUCAUAUCUCUUUUCACUCUAGUCUCUGAUAGGUGUUGUGGGAAUAGAUAUAGUACUGAGUGAACUUCUUCAAAACUCUGUGGUAAGUAGCCGCUUCGUCUUUGAAUAAUAAGCGUGAUGUCACGAGUAAAAACCUUUCCAUGUAAAACAAUUUUUUCCCAGUCGUUCGGUCCCGGUGAGCUGUCCUACACAUUCGUUAUUGAAACCAACACCGGCCAAGCACUGGUUCAUCCCCAGCUUCCCGAGCCGGAAGAAAUUCAAGAAGAUCCUGUGGUGAUCAUGAUUAGUGACAUGGAAACUAGUCCCGGUAAGAUACAGUCUUAGUCUCCAGCCGUGGGUGUCUCGAUCCGCCCGCGAUACCUCCCACUGGAUUACAAGUCCAGCGCACUAACCGCUCAGCCACGCUGCCUCCAUAUACGUAUAUGGACACAAAUAUUUCACAGUUAUUCCUCGAGCCCGAAUGGGCUCUGAGUCAAUAGCCCAUGAGGCCGAAGGCCAUGAGGGCGAGAGGAAUAAUUGUUUUAGUAAAAUCCAAUUGUUUUAGUAAAAUCCAACUAGUUGGUCAAAAAUAUCGAGAAUAAAAAAAAUUUAGCUAGUUAAAGCUAGACUAUAAUCCUUUUUGCCGCCAAAAAGCCCGCGCUUUUCGCUACUAGUGGGCUAUAACAUAUAGCCUAGUAGUAGCUCAACCAAUCAGAACGCAGCAUUAAUAAUGGAACACUAGUUGGAUUUUACUAAUCUGGAUUAGUUAACUCACUUUGAACGAGACAACGUCCCAGGAAACGAUGUAUUGCUUAGAAAUGCGAUGGUUUUGUCUUUUGUCGGCACUACCCACCCGGCUGGGUAGUACCUCAGCGCUUUGAGACACCCACGGCUAGAGACUAAGCCAAGGCAAGAUACUGCUCCGUUUUGUUUCUUUUGUUUUCUUUUUACCUACGAAGUGGAAGAGCUCUUCAGUUCAUCCAUUAAAAAACAGGAAGUUUGUCUCCCUUUAACUUCAUUUUUAUUUUAACGGAUAAUACCGUCAUUUGAAAAGCAAACCAUGGUUGUAAAACGCAACAACCUUUGUCAAACUGUGCCAAAAUUACUCACUUUGAACAAAUCGGCGCAAUCGUAGGAAAGUUUAAAAGAGCCCGAAUCUUCCACAUCUUUUACCUUUAAUUGUCGUUUUACUUGGUGUCGUCGCCGUAGUUACUUAGGUUUCUUAAAAAUUCAAAAUUUAGUUUAAGAUGCUGUGAAUCAGCCGAGUAUCCCCCCUGGACAUUCUCUAGUUUGUGUUAUUUCGGCCCGGCAUCCUUCUCUGAUUUGCUCCUUAGCUACUAUAGCUAUUGAAAACUAUUGAACAAGUACUCAUUAUUUCCAAAGCAGUGCAGUAGCCAAAUUUCAUCCUCGUUUUCCUGAAUUGUUUUUUGCAGGUUUUUCCGAUGUCCUUUCGUCUAUGAUGAAGAGAGAGACAGGCAGUAAGACCCUGAGAUCUGAGAGGGUGUUAUCUCGAGGCGAUCCAAAUUUUAACGGUAAAGCCACGCUGCACGUAUGUGUAUGUGUGUUUUGUGCCCACAGGCAGGUCCUUCCUUAUAGUUCUAGAUCUAAGGCGCACCUCUUGACCGCUACGUAAGGGCUGUCAUCCUUUACUCUAUCCAGCAUUCCCGCUCGAGGUCUUCCAGAUGGCCUCUUUCCUAAUAUUCUCCCCUAAAUAACUAAAGGGACAUGAUCAUCAUGCUAUAGCGUAUAACCAAGCCAGACUCUCUGUCUUCUGUUGAUAACAGUUAUGAUGGCCCUCCCCUCACCGACAGUUCACACGCCUCAAUACUUCUUCGUUAAGGACUUUGUCAGACCAAGAAAUGCUUAAGACCUUUCUCCAAAGCCGCAUCUCACAGCUCUCCAGCCUUCGUACGUCCUCUUUCUUCAAGAGGUCCGCGAUUCGGCUCCAUACAAAAGAGUACUCCAGAUAACAGUCUGUAAUGCUUUCCUUCAGGCAAAGGCUGAAGGUUUUUGUCAGCGCUUCUUUUCUCUUAAUAAAUGCAUUCUUUGCUUUGCGUUCUUUCUGCACGUAUAUGUUUAUUUUAUUUGUAACUGUUGCCUUUAGUCAAUGUGGAUAAAACGUUUGGCAGUUGAUAUUUUGCAAUCCUUUUCGAUGCCUAUGAUUAGGAUGUAGCUGCAGUUAACUUCUGGACAAAUCCAAGUUAAGUUGACCUUUAAAGGAUAAUUUUAAAAACAUCACAGAAGCAAGACGUUCCAGCCAGCAACAUUUAUAACUCAGAGAUCUAACUAGGGACGUUUGACAGAGAAAUGUCAAGAAAAACGCUUGGAGCAGCUUUCCGUUCUUUUCAUAUCGUUUUGUAGUUUUUUGAAGAACCAGAGAAUAGAGGAGUAAAAUCCUUCAUCCCGCAAGAGUACCAAAAUUAAAUUGUCAAAAGAAUUGUGAAUUUUGUAAAAUGAAAAAAUGCCUUCAAAGUGUAAAACAUUUUGUGAGAUUUGGCUAUUUUGGAGUGGAAAAUUGAGGUUUUAGUCACUGAGGCUGGGAUUUUGGGCCACUAGGAGUAGAACUGGAGGCAUACAGGGAUCCAAAAAAUGAUUUCGGCUGGGAAAACUGAUGAGAUUUGUACCUCCCUUACCCCCUUCAAAUGGUAGAAACAGAGGAAGUCUAGAUUGGCCUCAACUUAUAUUUCCACCGCCCUUUUAGUUAUUUUUUCUGAUUUUAUCAUCUUUAUUUUAAUUAGGUUACCGUGGAGUAACAACUGAUUUUACUUACUCUUGGAAGCCUGUCAACAACACCAACUUUGCUGUGUGCAUUGUUAUAGCUUCCGACGAACUCGAUACCAAGGUAAUGGUGGAUUUCCACUGUCGCGUAAUUUUUACGUGCAUAAGUGGGUAAAAUUUAAGUUCGCAAAUAAAAUAGAGGCAAUGCAUGAAAGGUCGCGCCUAAACAUAAAAGUUGAACCUCGCUCAACGUCAUGUUUAAGCUCGAUACUUUUUUACCUUGCCUCUAUUUAUUUACGCAAGUAAAAUUUACAUGCUUGUACACGCACGUAAAAAUUAUGCGCCAGUGAAAAUCCACCCAAAUACGCGCUUUAACCUCACGAAUAAUCUCUCAGCAUAGAUUGUUCACAGUUUAUUGACCAUAGUGUUAACUAGUUCUUAUCCAGUAAAAUCAUUUAUUAAAUACGAAAUAAAGAAAUGCGUUCCAUCCUUCUUAUUUCCAUUUGACUCAUUAGCGUACAUAAAAGGCAUCGGGUAAAACAUGAAUUGAUUUUAAAAUUCAAAUCUUUGUUUUCAACUGAGAUUAAAACAUUAAGAUUAUUCAACAAACUAGCCCGCCCUUUACUGUAAAGUAAUAGAUUUUUCUCACUGAAUUUUGCCCUACUUCUUCGCCUCCUAAACGUUUCCAAGACAUCUGUGAAGCCCACGUCUCAGUCCUUUUCUUAAAUCUUCCCUCGCUUACUUUUUCCAUUCAAAAAUACGUGAAUCUAUUAAAAUUGCCAUCUAUAAUUUAUUAAGUUUAUCGCUUUUUAAUUUUUGUAGGAAAUAGUCUCUCACAAGCCGUACCCACAGCCAGACCUCUACCACCGCUAUGAUUUUGUGAAAGACUUAAAAGUUGGUUCUAUUAUUGAAGACAAACCCAUCGCAUUUCUGAGCAAUACUUCAUUUCCUGCGACGCUGUCUCGUUCAAAGUGAGUUAACUUCAUGUCCGUGUCCAUACGUGUUCCAUUGACGGAUUCAGACCUUCAGAUGGGGGUUGGGGGGCAGGGUGCGGGGGGUCAUCCAGACCCUGAGAUAAGGGGGGCGGCCCGUCAAAAAAAAAAAACUAAAUCUUUUCGGCCCUUCGGACCUCAUUUUGGUCUAGAAAUAACGGGAGGGGGGGGUGUCCGGGCCCCCCCGGGCCCCUCCGCUGGAUCCGCCACUGGAUUCAUAGAUGUAUAUCAUGCAACGUGGCCGAGUGGUCAGAGCGCGCUGGACUUGUAAUCCGGAAGGUGUCAGUAAAAUGCGGGGUCGGGCUGGGGUCUAUCUUGUUUGAAAAAAUGCUGUUUAAGGGUUAGGGUUAGGUUUAGGGUAAGGGUUGACACUAACCUAACCCUAACCUAACUUUAACCCUAACCCUAACCCUAACCCUAAAGCAGCAUUCUUUUAAAAAAGAAGAUAGACUCCGACCCCGGCCCCGGGCCCCGACCCCGGGCCCCGACCCUGCAUUUUACUCACACCCUAAUCCCGAGGCCCUAUUAAGUUUGCCGCUCCUUCCGCCAGCUGGAACUCGGCCCAAGUUCAAAAUAGCCAACUGGUUCGCUUCCUACCAGCUGUUGGAUUCUUUACCUUGUUAUGUUCCAUUUGAAUUUGUUGUUUCAUUAUCCCUCAAAAGUCCCAUGCGGGAAGAGGACAAGUAAGUAUUUAUUAAUUUGAAUUUAAUCCUUUUAAAUAUCAUACCAUAUUAUCUCUCUAUCUUAACAAUUGCUUUUUAAAUCAAAGGCUAUUUCUAAUUUCUUUUUACAUUGGCGAACGACCGAACUGGCUUGUUGUUUAACUGUAAAACAUUACAAUAGCAUUAUAUCUUGAAUAGUCAUUGAUUUUUGUUGUCUUGUUUUUAGUUACUUCCUGAGUUCAAGUUGCUUUAAGGACCCGUAUAUGUUUGAGAAUACACCGGUAGGUUUCUAUUGCUAUUUCUGCGUCACAGCAGUGUAGUCCAUUUUGUUCAGUAUUACCUCUCACUCAACCUCACUCGAUCGCUCAGGCCUGACGCCAAACGUCAACAUCACGAUUUUCACAUGGAAAGAACUACAUGUAAACUAAUAAAUUAAAAAUUUGUGUGAUUGUUAAUGUAUAUUUAGCUUCGUUCGGGAUAGAAUGUUUUAAAAUAGCUUUUUGGUCUGAUUUAUUUGAUUGGUUCGACGGGUCCUAAUACCCAACAGACGAUCUUAACUUAAUUUAGGUCGACCCAAAUGAAACUUUGGUUCGUCUCAUGAAACGUACGACGUUUGGGUUAUUCCUUAGCCAACUAAACGUUAGCAUAGACAUAACUCAGUGUAAAUGACACGUGAUCACAGCUUCGCUUGACAAACAAGAAAUGUCUCGCGCAUUCAAACAACAGAGAUGAGCUUUGAAAAAUGUUAGGCUGAGCAGUUUUCAAAAACUUAAUUACUCUCCGUUUUCAUCUACUUCAACUUUGCCAUUCCGUACCUUCUCCUGUAUUUACACCCCAUUGUUUCAGCUAGGUAUGUUUAGGUUUUGCUCAAUUUGUUGCUUUGUCCAGCUGCCUGUGGGUGCAUUUGCCUUAAUAUCGGUGUUUGGAUGGAGAACUGAGUGCUCGUGUUGUCAUUAACGUGCUGUUGUUCACAUUGCAGGAGACUUUUGAUUUCGUAAGACACCUCUCUGAUUACGUGGAUGGACUUACCGACCGGCCUCCGACUCCUUCCUUGGUGAAAGGUGUCUUGGUGGAUAUACGGCUCACAAGGGAGAUUGAAAAGUGGUAAUGUGUCGCAAAAAACCCGCACCAAGUUGUUCAUCUACGCUAAACAUCCGUUUUUAGUAUUCUAUAGGCUUCAAUAGUGUUUUUUUAAUGUUUGUUUUAGGAAUUUUCGACGCCCUGCUCUUGUUAUCUUGUCCCAAGGUUGAGAAGAUACCGUUUUUCCUUGAAUAAGCGCCUGGACGCUUAUUUAAAGUAACGGCUUAAAGGAUGGGCGCUUUAUCGAAAAGGGCGCUUAUUCAGUUUUUCGUUCAACGAAGUGUAACUUUGUUUCGGCUAAAUCUUUAUUUGAAACGUAAACUUAAUAUUAAUAGACUUAUGUUUGUUCAAACAGUAGUUGUAAUCAAGCGUAUCAUAGUCCCAUUAAACGCUUAACACAGAUUUCUCGGUAUACAUGCACGUUUUUAAAAUAUCGAUUCUGUCAUUAUCCUCGAGAUCAUCUUCGUCAAUAAUAUUCAGAUCUUUUCAUUCCUCCUGUAUCACUACUAUUUAAGAAAGUGAUGGGGAGGGGAGGGGCGCUUUUUUAAUAUUAUAUCCUAGGAGAUUGGCGCUUAUUCGAGGAAAUACAAUAUUUCACUCGCUGUUGGCGCAAUCGUUCUUUGGUAAAACUUCUAGCGGUGCUUAGGAAAAAUGCAACUUAAAUGAAUGUCACUAGAAGGGUUACAAUCUUUGCACCUCUUCACUUGUAAGAGUUUAAAUGUAUAUUACCUUCGGGGCGGAUUAAGCCUUCGUGUCUGGAAGCAAAAUAUCAUCCUUCGGUUCUCAAACAGUACAGCUAAAAAAUUAUUAUCCCCUCGUCCUUGACCUCAAAGCAUGAUUUAAAUUUUCAUCGUUAUUUUGUGCUUUACUCUUUCUGGAACAGGGACCUUAAUAAGUUUGAUUAUUAUGUUCUGUUUUUCUCAGUUGGAACAGGAACCCCAUGCGUGUGCUUGGUAGCAGUGCAGCUUGGCGGUAUAUCGCCACCAACUCUGGUGCCAUGAGGCAGUAUCCAGGGCGACAGACGUACAAUAACAGGUCAGCGGUGAAAUUUUGUCAUUAUCGUCAUGUCAUGAGCUUCGGACAGAGAGGGUGGGGAGGGAGGGCUCAUCGUAACAGGGCAUACCCUUGCUUAAAUUCCUCCAAAUGUCCUUUCCAUAUUUCGUUGGCACGAGCAAAGUUGAUAGUGUCCACUGCGUCCCGUAAUCGAUUUAUGAAAAUGCUCAAACAGGCAGGUUUUCCGACGAUUGGGUAGUUCUUGGGUCUUCGGGGGAGGGGGGGGGAGGGUCGAUACGCUCUGAGGUCGCUGAUGCCAGGGGUUAUGUCAAGCACAAUCUUAACAUUUUGUGGACCACUUGUAAAGCAGUUUAGUGACAGGGGUGACAUAGGGGUGCUGCGGCCCCAGAAAAUUCGUUUGGACCCCCUGCCCCUCCCCCAACUGCUCUACCGCCUGUGAAAAGUGGUUCAUCACAUUUACGAAUGAGAAGGGUGCGUUUUUAUGUUUCAUUCCUUUUUUUUUUGUUCUUUUCAAGGUAUGACCCGACUACUCGACCAUGGUACUACGCCGCGAAAUCGUACCCAGGAAAAGUAACCUUCUCAGUUCCUUACUUGGUAAGCAAUAUUCAAGAAUUUACAAAAAAUAAACAAAGGCGGCUCAGAAGGACCUGUGUCACAAGAAUCGUUCCCAGAAACUAUUAUUUAAAUAUUUUAUUGGAUCUCCAUUUUCCUUUUAUGUUUUCAGGACAAUGGUGGGGCAGGAGUUGUGGUUACAACAAGUCAAACUAUCAGCAGCGAUUCAAUGGUGAGUGUUAAAAGAAUAAAAGCUUCCGUGAUUUUACAAUUGACUUGCCACGACUAUGAGAAAAGCAGAAUCGCAGUAUCGCCUGGUUAUUCAGAAGAAUCAGCUAUAUUUAUUAACCAAUCAGCAGUUAGAGCAAAAAAGGAUAGGCUGGUGACUCGCGCGGAAAAAACUUGUUGAAUAUACCAAAAAUGCGGGGAAAAGCUGCAACCGUUGGGUCAGUACCAUGAAAAGCGCGCGAAAACUGUGAUCGCCAGAGGGUAAUGAACGCGUGAGCUAGCUCUUAUAUCAUUUAGAUUAGUUAAUUUGUCUGUUUGUUAAGUAACUUAUUAAUUUCUUUUCUUUAUCAUAAAGGUACGAGCUGUGAUGGGUAUAGAUUUUAAAAUGAUCAAAAUCCACGAAAUUGUCUCUGACAGUGGAGAGAUUUGUAAAAUGAGCUCAGGUAACUUAUAAAGGCUUCAUUCUUAUGGUAAUUAUUUCAUUGUAAAAAAAUACGGGAACUAAACUGAAUUAUCCAUUUAUUUUGAUACUUUCAGUUUUCUGUAUGCUGAUUGAUCCAAACGGUUAUGUGGUUUAUACCAAGCAGUUCAUGUCCCAUCCAAGGUAAGACACUGCCUUGCUUUGAUCUGUAGCACGUGUGGCAGGCGUUCGACAAUUGUUCGGUAGGGAAAAGGGAUUUUUGGCGCCAGUGAAGCUCUCUUCCUCGCCUGCCUCUCGCGCUUCCCUCGCGCCCAAACUCUUCUUUUCCUUUCCUUUCUAACGCCUGCCAGGCAGGUUAUUUGAUCUCUAAAGAGAUCCUACCAUCAAGGAAUGACUCUAGUUCUUACCUUUCUCCGCGUUAUUGUGUUUUAAACUUGAGAAUCGUUGGGCAUAACUAAAGAAGGAAACAUUAGUGGCGACAGGAGCCAUAAUCGGGGUAGGAGACCGCAAGCCCAGGGUCCACGCCGUUCCAUCGAAAUAGCCAAAUGCGCUAUUUUUAGAACAAUAUUCACCACCCUCAACGUCACAAACUCACAAACUUUCCUGAAGUAAGUGAAGACUCCAAAAAUAGCUAGACUGAAAGCCAAUAAAUUCAAGUGGAACAAACAGAUACAGUUUACACUAAACACAAAAGGGCUAGACAGGUGAGAGUAUUUUAGGAGUCUUCACGACUCACUAUUUUGGCCCUUUCAAGCGUGGUAGUUUUCGAAGAUCACUGUUACUGUCUAGUAACCGAUCUGCACCGCCUAUUUCCCUUUUUUAAGCGGUCGUUGCCAUUUUUCUCGUUCGAUACCACCAUGCGUUUAGUUAUAAUGGAUGCAAUAUUUUCACUUGAUUAAGUUGCAGUAAGGCAAAUAAUACGUUUUUGAGUAGUCUUAGAAAGAACGAGGUUGAAGCCUAAGUUGAAUUUACGUUAAAAGUUAUGGAAAGGGCGAGGAUCACAUGUUAUUGAUGUAUUGGUUAAGAAAGACAGUUUGCUACUCUAUGUACUUAAGUGUUUCAGAAUUUUGACUGGUCGGUGGGUUAGUGUAGUGGUUAGGGGGAGAGAUUAGGAUACGAAAGAUCCGGGUUCCACCCUGGGUUAAGAUCCUCUUCUUUCUCGAUCUUAUUGAGAAACACUCUCAAUAACAGGUCAAACAUUUACUAAGUGUCUUAAAAAUGACAGCGACCGUUUACGAAAGAGAAAUUUGCAUCGCCGCCUCUUCUCAUACUGGAUGUUCUCUCAAGUAACCCUUGAAAGAAUCUCUUCUUUAUCUGCAGAAUUGCGUCCGAGCGUGUCCAUCUUGCGUACAAACAUCCCGAAUUGCUGCUAGACUUGAUGAAGAAAGGGAUAAUCUCCACAAGCUUGGCCUGUAACGACUUGGAGGUAAAUCUACUUUUACAUCCAGUGUCCUUCCACAUUAUGAUAUAAAUGUGAAUAUGAAAUAUAUUCUGUAAGACAGUUUUACAAAAGAGAACCGUUUUUUUUUUUCAGCUUGGUCAAACAUACACCAACUACAAGAUCACUGACACGCUACCAAGGUUUGUGGUGCAAGUUGCUUGAUUUCUUUAAAGAUAAUUUGAUUAAUGUCAGGCUUUUGUUAAUUGAUCAAAGGCGCUAAUAGCUUGACAGUAACGAUAAAAGUUGCGCGGGGCAGCGUUUACUAUAAUGAUAAUUAUAACAAAAAUAAACCAAAUGAUCGCCGAACGAUACUGAAGAGCGACUCUAAGUCUAUUUCUGUUCGAACAUCUUUUGAAACACAUUAGAUACAAUGUAUAUGAGGUGUUUAUUAUAAAUCGUCACCUCCACAUCACUCUUCUUAUUUCCUUGUAACAGUGGUAAAGUUCAUGGAAAGUUAAAAUGUGGUGCUUAUACCAUGGUAGCUGUACCCAACACCAACGUAUACCUUGUGGUCCUUGAUGGGGGUGACUGUCCGGACUCCGCUAUAAAAUGUACCUCGGUGAGUAACAGCUCUUUUUGCCGUAUGAACUCAAUACAAGAAGAAAGUAGUGCAUAAAAAUAAUUCAGCUGCCACGAUGGCGACAUUGACGCCCGAAAGUCAACUUGGCACAUUGGGCUGACAGCGGUAAAAUGACUUCUAAGCGAGCUCCAUGAAUCUGCUUGAGCACAAUUGUGCAGCAUUCCCUACAACGGAAUUAAAAGUUGAACCAAUCGGAGACGAAGACCAGAAUUCUUUGAUUUCGUGCAGCAACAACAACAUGUCCCCUUAAUAUCUUCUUGGGCGAGGGGGGGAGGGACUAGGGGUAUUGUAGUGCUGCCUGCCCUACUGUACGUUCCUGUUACAUGUGUGAUAUUCUUGUGCUUUGCUUGUGCUAACAUUGUUGUUACACUUCGUCGCGAAUUGUUCCUCCAACAAGACCCCCGCGGUUUUCCAACGUUGAAACUUUUCAAGGGUUUCCUACUAGGACAAAGGUUUGUCUAAAUCAAUCCCGCCUUUAUUGUUUCAGUGCUCCAAGAAGUCAUGCGCAGAUGGUAUAACCAAAGAGGGCUCUUUGUCAGCCCCUAUCUGCGUACCAUGUCUAUGCAGCGUCCCUUACAGUCCCUGUGCUUUGCAUUAUUACAAGGUACGUUGAUAUGAAUAUAUUUUUCUUUGCAACACUUUCCCUGAUCAAAACAAGAGCAAAUGCUGUUGCUUUGUAAGCGAAGCGCUGUAAAUCAACCAUGGCAAUUUCCAACAACUCAAGAUAUUUUCAGGUUUUAGUUGCCAAAAUACCUCUUGCUGGAAAUUACGAAAAUCUUUUAAACGGAAUGAAUUGUACCAACAAUGCUUCGUUGAAAGGGCGCUUAAGCAGCAGACUUUGACGGCUGCGAAAACGUCGCUGUAUUGACUGAACUCUCUCCUUGUCAAAGUUUUGCCAAUUUCCACGUUCAAAAGUGAGGAAGUAAAAUUAUUGGCCAUGUGUUUACUUCCUCUAUUACACGUUCUUACGGAAAGAAAUUUACCAAAAAUUGUGAGCAGGUGCAGAGAUUGCUGUUCUGCACCUCAGUAAGGGGCUGGCUAUUCACAUGAUACCGGAACGACUUUCAUUCUGGAGCGAGUUCGUUACGUCGCCAUGUAUUUCUCUAUAUUUGUUUACACGGUACCGAAACGACAUUGGCGUUUCCGUACAAGUCGAUCCUCUUUCCAAUCCAAAUUCUCGUUCUGGUACGAAAUUUCAUUCUGAUAUCAUAAAAAGUGAAAACGAAAUUUUUUUCGCUCCGGUUUUUGGCGUUCUCGUUGCCGCCACCGUCUAGUUGCCUAACCCUUCAAGCCUAAAUAUCCACAUUCAAAUCCACUAGACUGAUCUUCAUACAUUUCCUAAGAACAAGUUGGCAGUAUCUAAUAAAAAAUCAUACUAGUAAGAUGACUGCCAAGGGAUACAGGACACUAGGAUUUCUUAAGCGAAACCUCAGAGUAAAUUCACCUACUCUAAAAGCUAAGGCAUAGGCAUCAAUACUACGUCUCCAGUUGAAAUACGGUAGUACUGUUUGGGACCCUCGUAAAGGCGUGGAAAACAAUGGUUCCUACAAUUUGGAAAUGGAGCAGUAACGGGCCGCCAGAUGGGCACUGGGGAGAUACCAGAUAUUAGCAAGCGUGGCAGAGAUGCUUACAGAACUCAACUGGAGAACCUUACAGCAAAGAAGAGUCGACGCGCUCCUGACCAUGUUGUAUCUAGUUCUCCAACAAGUUAGUUGCAGUGAACCCAGGCUACAAUAUGCGUUCACCAACCCGCAGAAGUAGACACGUCCAUGAUCACUCUGUCAUCCCGAUUUUCACCUCUACAACCUCUCACAGACUGUCUUUCUAUCCUGGAACUAUAGUUCAAUAUAACUCCCUGCCUCAGAUGUCUACUCUCUCCGCUGAUCCUACUCAGUUCUGGACCAAUGUGUCUAGAAUCACUCAUCAACAGUUGGAGUGAUUUUAGACACAUUGUUUCUGAAUUGAGCUACUAACCAAUCAACUAGUUACUUGUAAUUUAUGUUUUGAGUUUUUUUUUUUGGACCACCCCUGGCUAAUAAUCCUCUUUUUAAGGGGUUGCUUUCAAAAAUCGAAACAUUUUUCUUUCAGUGAUCUUUUGUUAAUUCUGUUAACCUUUUCUCUUGUUUAUGUUAGUCUCCCAAAUGUACCUGAUAGUUCACAUGAUUUUUCUUUGCACCCUUCAGAGUCCCAACGCCGCUGUUGCAUGUCCUUCUAUGCGCCGAAGCCUGGCGCCGCCUAAAAUUGCCUGCAAGAAGCCUGAUACCGACUCUGUGUUUAUUCGUGUUCCCAUUCGCAACCCAGGCCUUGGACCAACCACAUCACCCAACUCCAAGCAUCCGUCGGGAACUGGUGCCAAGUUAACUUCUUCCUUGUUGUCUCUGUGGUUCAUUAUUGUCUUGAGUCUUUGGCGUUUAAACGAUUUUUUAUGAUUUUCCUAAGGGCGCUUUUUAACUCAGUAUCGGAAGUA